Molecule: messenger RNA, 1086 nt
Organism: Mixia osmundae IAM 14324
Lineage: Eukaryota; Fungi; Basidiomycota; Mixiomycetes; Mixiales; Mixiaceae
Exons: 2
Coding region: 87-662 (191 amino acids)
Source: RefSeq, a predicted model, not a curated record
GUCUGUCUGUCUGUCAGUGACCGCGAGCGCACGAGCACGAGCACGAGCACGAUCACGAUCAGAUCCGCCGCUCUGCCAGGGCGCAGAUGUCGGCCCAUCAUCGCAGCAAGCGGCGAGACUGCGAGGCCGGCAGGAGCUUGCCGAGUACGUACGACGAGCUAGAGGUCCUGCGCAGACAUCAUCAGUUCAUUCGGGACGAUAGCAAGCCGCAGCAGAAGCUCACGUACGAGGAAGAGCUCUCACUCAAGUGGUACAACACCCUCUUCCGAGAGUACGCACUCGUCGACUUGAAGCACUACAAGUCGGGCGCACUUGCCUUGCGCUGGCGAACGAGCGAGGAAGUCGUCGCACGACUAGGCGAGCUGACCUGCGGCUCACUGAGAUGUGAGUGGCACAAGCCUGCUCACAAGCACGAGCGAGACCGGUCACGUUCGCCCAUCUCAUCGUCGAGAUACUCGCGCGGCAGUCUGAAGGACGAUGACGAGCCCUCUGUGCCCGUCGAGUUGACGAGCUGGCAAGUGCCCUUUGCGUAUACCGAGCAAGGCAAGAGCAAGAGCGCUCUCGUCAAGAUCACCCUGUGCCCCAGAUGCUCCAAGAAACUCAAUUUUGCGAGACAGCCGAAAGCAAACUCGACCGACGCGAGUGCACAGGCCGGAGCAUAGGUUGUCCUGCGCGUACGCAAAGGUGUACAAGAUCAUUGCUGGCAAUGAUGCCGUAUGGUGCGUCUGCCUGACGCAAUCGGUCGUCAUCUGGCACCAAUCCUACGAGGCGCUGUCUGCAAUCAGUCGCAGACAGCGACUCUGUCACUUCGGACAGACGCUUCACCGUUGCCGUCUGCUUACCGUGACCGGUCCUCUGUCCUCUGUGCUAAUGCAGACACGGCAGAGUCAACCGGGGCACCUUUGUACAUGAUAUAUCUGGCGAGCGUCUCGGGCAUCGUCUGUUGGCCUACUUCGUUCGCGUGCAGAUGCGUAUAGCAUGUGCGCUCGCGCAGUGCAUCCUGUUAUAGCGCAGGCUCGAUCAGCCUGCGUUGGCCUCCCUCAUGUUGGACUGCGUCAUAUGCAUCGAGUCGAGUUGCGCGACGCG